AUUUUUUCUUUUUAUUUUUUAACCGUCAGAUCUUCUUUUCCCUUCACAGCCUUCCCUUCCAUAAUUCAGUUUCACAUUCUCCGUUUCUUCCUCAAUAUUUUCUUUGUAGCCAAACAAACAGAAGAAAGAAAAAAAAAACACAGAAUCAUGGGCGUCGAUUAUUACAAUAUUCUGAAAGUGAAUCGCCACGCCAACGAAGAGGAUCUCAAAAAGGCUUACAAGAGGCUGGCCAUGAUUUGGCACCCCGACAAGAACCCUUCCUACAAAAGACCCGAAGCCGAAGCCAAAUUCAAGCUUCUCUCCGAAGCUUACGAUGUUCUAUCAGAUCCGAUGAAACGACAGAUCUACGAUCUUUACGGCGAGGAGGCUCUCAAAUCCGGACAAUUCCCGCCUCCUAACCAAUCUCACGCUUCCACGUCGGCGUCUUAUCCCCGCGGAGCUGGCCAUUACUAUAACAAUAGUAAUAAUAAUCAGAGGCAGCAGCAACCUAAUACGGAUUCUUUCAGGUUUAAGCCGAGGGAUGCAGAUGAUAUAUACGAGGAGCUGUUUGGGGCGGAGGCCAAUGGUGGAAGAGGAAAUAGAGGGUUUAGAGAAGGGCAUUUUAGGAAUAGUAAUGGUUACGGGACUAGUAGCACUACUAGUAAUGGAGAAUUGAGGAAAGCCGCUGCCGUGGAAAAUGUGUUGCAUUGUAGCUUGGAAGAGCUUUAUAAAGGUGCCAAGAAGAAAAUGAGGAUUGCGAGGAAUGUUUUUGACCCUUCUGUCUCAGGUAAGUUUAGGACUCUGGAGGAGAUAUUGACCAUUGAAAUAAAACCUGGUUGGAAGAGGGGCACAAAGAUCACAUUCCCUGAGAAGGGUAAUGAGGAGCCCGGUGUAAUUCCUGCUGAUGUGAUUUUUGUGAUAGAGGAGAAGCCACAUGCUACUUAUAAGAGGGAUGGUAACGAUUUGGUCGUCAAUCAAGAGAUUACUCUGCUAGAGGCCCUCACAGGUAGGACUCUUGACCUGACUACCUUGGAUGGGAGGAGUCUCAUGAUACCACUAACUGAGAUCGUCAAUCCUGGUGCCGAGAUUGUGGUUCCAAAUGAAGGAAUGCCUAUCUCGAAAGAAGCUGGGAGGAAGGGUAAUUUGAGGAUCAAGUUAGAUGUCAAGUACCCAUCAAGGCUAACCACAGAACAGAAAUCUGAGCUAAGGAGAGUUUUGGCCAGUGUUUCGUAACAUUUUAAAUAUUAGUAGGUCUUGGACUUUUGGUUGCAUGUAAAUAGUGUGUUUACAGUCGUAGGAUUGAAGAUUUGGAAGUUUUUGGGUUUCCCAUUUUUCUUCCUUUUGGUUUGGAGUGGCUGAGAAUUGGCUAUCCAUUUCAAUCAACCAUUUGGAGAUCAAGUGGGAAUAGGUUUCAUUCUAACUGGAAGGAUAGGGUUCAUUUGGGGCUAAAUAGGUAAUUAGACCGGAGCUUUAUCUAUAAUUUAUAUAUUUUUUGUGUGUGGGUUUUUCGCUCACAAACUAAAUGGAAUAUAUAGAAAUGUGAUAUGCCUUUGGAUUUUUGGCUUUGCUUAAAGGAAACAA
This is a messenger RNA of Gossypium arboreum, 1560 nucleotides long. RefSeq lists its product as uncharacterized. The coding region runs from base 148 to 1212 and encodes 354 amino acids. Gene Ontology annotation, molecular function: protein-folding chaperone binding. The transcript is spliced from 2 exons. The record is from RefSeq and is a predicted model, not a curated record. NCBI's taxonomy places the organism in Eukaryota, Viridiplantae, Streptophyta, Magnoliopsida, Malvales, Malvaceae. Gene Ontology annotation, cellular component: cytosol.